UUUGGCCAGAGCACGUGGAGGGAGGUCCGUUACGCCAAGGCAUUACAAAACUUCACGGCCACUCCGGCAUUCACAGACUUGAAAGUAAACGACGAGUUGUGUCGGUUUUUAAAAGGUAAAGACUACGUGUUAGGCACUGAGAAGGUCAUGGCCGGACUAUCAAACGCAUUGUUAGAACAGCGAGAACUCGUUCGUGCAGGACUACAAGAAGUGAUCGAUUGGGCCUUUAAAGGCCCACAAGAACUCAACCCAGAAGCAGUUUUUAAAAGACUCACAGAAAAGUUUGGAAGUGGGUCGGCUUACGAAAAGUGUGUUGAGGAUACCUUAAAGGUAAUAUGUGGUAAACGCUCCGAAUGUAUCGAGACCAGAAGGGAGAAGAUCCUGCAAGAGAUUCAAGAUAGAAACAUACAGAGAGCGAUGAGGAACAUUCCUCCUACGGAAGAACACUUAUUCGACAAGAAGGGCUUCUCUCAAUUAGUUCAUUCCCUGGGCGGACCAGCAGCAUGGCUGAACACACCAGCCGCGCAAAGGAGAGCCCCGUUGAAGCGCAAGGCUACAGAGACCCAGAACUAUUCCCACAAGAAACAAAGAAAAUUUUUUCGCAAGGACGGAGACGAAAAGGGAAAGGGAAAAGGAAAGAAGUCCAACUUUCGUGGCAAACAAACCGGCCACGUUAACAUUAAAGAGGAGAAAUGACUAUCCAGGGUUCAGAGGGGGAUGCCUAGCGGAUUUCCAAGAGAGAUGGAAGGAGCUUGGGGCCAACAGUUUCAUAAUGAGGGCAAUAACAGCUUCCCGCAUCCCCUUUUUUCGAAAGCCCCCAUUAACUUUCCCAACAACAACUAUUUUAAACCGGUUUGCUACAAACCCAUCUCGACAGAUGUCAGAGGAAAUAAGAAAGCUGAAGAGUUCGGGCGUUUUGAGAGCUUGCACCGAGCUUGGCCCAUGUUUCCUGUCGAAAAUGUUUCUGGUGAAGAAGAGCGAUGGGGGUGUGAGACCCAUCUUCGACCUAAGGGGUCUAAACAGGAGAGACGCCCACCGCAUAUUGGACAUUCCGGGCCGGGCGCUAAAAGCGAUACAAUGGUGGCUCGGGGCCAUCCACCAGGCAACAGCACCCAUGCACCUACCGCCAGUGCAACACUUCCUCUCUACGGAUGCGUCAGGAAUUGGAUGGGGUGCACAUGUGGACAGAUUGACCUUAGCAGGAACAUGGAACAGGAACCAAAGGACAUGGAACAGCAACAAGAAAGAGAUGUUCGCAGUAGUAUCAGCAAUAAGGGCGCAAGGUCGAACACUGAGAAAUUCCCAUGUACUACUGCAGACAGACAACAGGACGUUGGUUGCAUAUAUCCGAAAAGAAGGCGGGACAAGAUCAAUAGGGCUAUUGAACCUGACCUUUCAUCUGCUCACCUUGGUGGACCAGUGGAAAAUAACAUUGUCUGCACAGUUCCUGCCGGGCAGAUACAACACGAUUGCAGACCGACUGUCGCGGAGACAGUCGCUCCCAGAAUGGCACCUGCUUCCAGCGGCCACUUCAGUAGCAUUCAAUCUCUGGGGGACACCCGACAUCGACCUCUUCGCGUCAAGAAGAUCGGCAGUCGUCCCAAGGUACGUCUGCCUAGACCCGGCAGAUCGUGGAGCAAGUUUUAUAGACGCAUUCAGUCGGAACUGGGAUUACACCCUAGCAUGGCUAUUUCCCCCGCCAAAUUUGAUACCUCGAGUACUAACACACCUAAACAAUGCUCGGGGCACAUACUUAUUGGUGACGCCAAAUUGGACUCAGCCAUUCUGGAUGGCAGACUUGAAGUCACGAGCGAUAGAGGGCCCUCUAGAGAUACAGAAAUUGCAGAGGGUACUGAUAGACCUAACAACCGGCCGAACCCCGCCAAGGGUGGAGAAAUUAGAACUUCAGAUUUGGAAGGUUGGGGGUGGGGCCACAAACUAGCAACCUGGUCUAAGGAAGAAAAGGAGUUGCUGAGGAGAGGAUGGAGAAGAUCAACCAUUCAAACUUAUAUGCCUGCCAUUAGGCGAUGGAGGAAGUGGUGUGAUGAGAACAGGGUUAACUGCAGAUCGCCAAGUGCAGAAGAAGUAGCACAGUUCUUAGCCAAGACCUACACUGCGGAGAAUCUCUCUUACAACUCCAUGUUACUUCAGAAGUCAGCAAUUUCCACAUACUGCGGACAAGCAACAGAAGUUUUCUCCAGUUUUUUAGUGAGGACUGCACUUAGGGCUAUCCAAAAUUCAAGGCCUAUUCCACACAAGCCCCCAAUUUGGGAUUGUAGAAGAGUAUUAGAUUGGCUUAGCAAUACUCCAGCUGAAGAGACCAUAUUUGAAGCCGCACGAAGGUCAGCCACCUUAUUACUUUUGGCUUCAGGUCGCAGAAUCCACGACUUAACAUUACUCAAAGUAUCCGAGACUCAGUAUAGGGAUCUAGGUGAUGUUAUACAAAUCUGGCCCUCUUUUGGAUCCAAGACGGACAGGGGUCAGAGGCGACAGUCAGGUUGGGAGCUACGGCGCCAUAUUUCUGAAGGUAUAUGCCCAGUAACUUGGCUCCGUAGAUAUGUAGAAAUGAGCCAGGAGAGAAGGAGUGCGAGCCUUAGCAAUUUAUUUGUUAGCAUCCGAGGUAGAGAACGACCCGCAUCUCGGACUUUGAUAGGAGGCUGGGUACGAUCAGUACUGAAGGACGCAGGUAUAGAUGCUCCUCCAGGCAGCUGCCGUUCAGCAGUUGCAUCUUUGGGUUGGCUACAGGAGCGACCAAUAGAGGAAAUUUUACAGAGAGGGAAUUGGCAAAGUGAGAACACCUUUGCUAAGUUUUACUGUCGAGAGAUAAAAGAAGCACAGGAACGCGACAUUUCUAGAAUUAACCUGUUUGAAAAUUUUUCUGACAUUUAAUUCAAAAUUAUUUUUAGUUGAUUGUUUGCAUAUUUUGAUAUUAAUGUUGGACAGGGUUGUCUGUUAUGUUAUGACAUGCCUUUAAUUCAAAUUAAGGUAAAAUUUUAAUCAAUAUUUCUAAUAGCUUCAGUGCGGUGCAAUAAGUUAACUCACAUUUAACUUUGAUUGUACAAGUUCAGUACUAGUUGGGCCGCUCUGAGGAUAUGGGGCCACUCAGUGGCAUGCCAGCGCUAGCUGUGAUCAUUAGUAUUUAUUAUUGUUGUUGCAAUAAGGAUCGAUUGAAAAUCGAACAGACUCUAUAUCAGCUAAGUUGAUCUCUAUUCUCUAUGAGAGAUAAAGACUGUUUUAGAAGUAGAUAGGCAUUUAAGUUCCUAUGAAGGCUGUUAUAGAUUAAAGUAUAUGUUUAAGUUAUCAUGAGAAGGAGACUCAUGUUUUAAGUUUGUUUUGUGUUGUAUUUUAAAUACUUCUUAAUAAAGAAUUAACCUU
Leguminivora glycinivorella is the source of this 3375-nucleotide messenger RNA. RefSeq lists its product as uncharacterized. The transcript is spliced from 2 exons. Gene Ontology annotation, biological process: DNA integration; DNA recombination. The record is from RefSeq and is a predicted model, not a curated record. Gene Ontology annotation, molecular function: DNA binding. The coding region runs from base 718 to 2889 and encodes 723 amino acids. NCBI's taxonomy places the organism in Eukaryota, Metazoa, Arthropoda, Insecta, Lepidoptera, Tortricidae.